Haliotis rufescens (red abalone) is the source of this 1119-nucleotide messenger RNA. Its product is annotated as 5-hydroxytryptamine receptor 3A-like. NCBI's taxonomy places the organism in Eukaryota, Metazoa, Mollusca, Gastropoda, Lepetellida, Haliotidae. Bases 1 to 1119 code for a protein of 372 amino acids. Gene Ontology annotation, biological process: regulation of membrane potential; chemical synaptic transmission; monoatomic ion transmembrane transport. The record is from RefSeq and is a predicted model, not a curated record. The transcript has a single exon. Gene Ontology annotation, cellular component: membrane; synapse; neuron projection. Gene Ontology annotation, molecular function: neurotransmitter receptor activity; transmembrane signaling receptor activity; extracellular ligand-gated monoatomic ion channel activity.
AUGCCGGCUAAAAUCCUUAACUUAGUCGUCAUAUUAUUAAUCGCCAGUACCUGUGAUAGCACUGAGUCGACAUUAGGAAGACUGAAGGCAUAUCUCCAAGGGGAAAGUGAUGCUUAUGGCAUCAGUGUUGAUCUCUCCGAUGACAAACAGGUCAACAUAAGUAUGUUGCUGAUGUCCAUCUCCAAUCUCAAUGCUGCCGAGCAGAUAUUCACUUUCAGUGCUGGUAUCCGCAUGACGUGGCUCGACCAAAAUCUGGCUUGGAACAAAACUGAUUAUGAUAAUAUUACGGAAGUGACCGUCUCUGAGAACUUUGUAUGGAUACCGACCAUUGCCAUCCCUAACGGUAUCGACAGUGCUACCUUGGCUUCAAAACAAUCUCCAAAGAUAUCCAGUAAUGGAAUUGCAUCACUUCAAUUCCUUGAGAGUUUAAAGACCAGUUGUCAAAUAGACAUCACUCGGUACCCGUUUGAUCAGCAGCGAUGUAGCAUCCUGUUCACGCCUGUAAAUACUUUCGAUCUUGGAGUUGACAGAACCGGUUCUAUUAUUACAGGAUUACCUUCUUUCUUUAUUGAGAACAAUGAAUGGGAGUUGGUUGACAUACUUGCCAAGUACGCAGACGUCCAAAUGAAACAGAUAUCAAGUCUGGUAUCGUUUGAGUUCUUUUUGAAACGCAAGAGCAUGUUCUAUAUAGUUAGUAUCAUCUUUCCUAUGGCUCUUCUCUCUCUGCUCAACGCCUGUGUGUUCCUCCUACCAGCUGACUCCGGAGAGAAGAUGUCCUACCUCAUCUCAAUAUUUGUGUCCUAUGCUGUGUUCAUGAACUUCGUCAAUGACUCGAUCCCCAAGUCUGGAGACGUGUGUCGACUGUCUGUGUACCUGACCCUCAUCCUCUGUCAGAGCUGCCUGGCUAUCAUCACCACUAUGGCCACACUCAACGUCCGCAAUAACGGCGUCUUAUGUCAACCCAAGACGGAUGUACAGACGGAACAUGACAAAGUAAACACGAAAAUCACUGAACGUCCGUAUGUGAAGUCUGCGUCAAAGGUCCGCCGCGCAGACCACGUUUUUUUCGGGGUCUUCCUGCUUCUGGCACUGAUGUCCCUGCUGGUGUUUUGUGUAUAA